Messenger RNA from Acyrthosiphon pisum (pea aphid), 1233 nucleotides. RefSeq names its product CG32204-like. The transcript has 9 exons. The record is from RefSeq and is a predicted model, not a curated record. The coding region runs from base 489 to 1025 and encodes 178 amino acids. NCBI's taxonomy places the organism in Eukaryota, Metazoa, Arthropoda, Insecta, Hemiptera, Aphididae.
AUAUAUAUCUAUGAACCUAUAUUAAGUAUAGACCACGUGCCUAAUGAGACGUGCUGUUUGGCCGGUUGCUUUCGAUACGGUACCACUCCGAUCCAGUUGUAGUCAAGCAGGUGUUAUAUUUCUCUUACGUCUCCCCUCACCAACGUUUUUGUGUAAGACCGUACGUUGUUGGUUUUUUAUUUUAAAUCGACAAUUCGAUCAGUGAAAAUGUUGUUUUUUACUAUACUUGCACAUAUUUUUAUUCAAUUCCGUAUCCCAAAACUACGGGUCUGAGUUGUCCAGUGACCGCAACAACUUGUUAUCUUAUAUUAUAAGUAUGUUAAAAUAACCUGAUCUGCAAGCAAUGAUUUAUUAUUGAAUUCAAAUUUAACACAUCCAUCACAUUGACUUAUUCAACGACGAAGUAUACUCGACGACUACAAGCUACAACUAUACAGCAAAACGACUUCGUAUUAAAAGAUCCAAGAAUUCACUGGAAAUUCAAAACAAUGAAAUCGACAACCGUACUCUACAGAUACAAUGAUAUCAGUCGUAAAAACGGUUUUUACAGUCUCAACAUAAGACAUGCGGCGAUUACCGGAGCUAUUUACACGUUGAAUAUUUCUGUCUUAGUUGUACUAAUAUACAGUUGGAUGAUAAGUUCAAACAUGAAAAAUGCAGUCCAUCUUCAAGAUGUAUUUUAUGGUGUUCAAAUCGCGUACUCGGCUGUAAUUGGAACAAAUUUGUUCAUCUUCGCAGCCAGUGUCAUAUUACUCCUUGGAAUCGUCAAAGAACGAGUAUCCCUAAUCGUACCUUGGAUUGUCGGUCUCAUAACUUUCAUGGCACUCGAAGCGGUUGCCAUUGUUUACUCAAACGUACUCAGAGACCAUGUAAAUAAGAAAUUCGACUCGUUCUGCAAAAUCGAAGUGACGUUUUACUUGAUACGGGCAGUACUAAAUGUGUUGAGUCUAUUAAGCGUGAUAAAAUUCUACAAUAUGGUGCGAUUGGGAGUAACGUGGAAAGGUCCAGAAACCAUUGAGCUGUGAUGUAAAAUUUCGGGACCAGGACGUUAUCCCGGUUCCAUAUCUUCGGCAGAAGACACUGACACGACUCUAUCCUCGAGCAUGGAUGAUUUCUUAUAAUGAAUACUGAUAACUAUUAUGUAAAUGUUGUUGUAUAUUUGUUUUGGUUGAAAAUAAUUUUUGAAAAAAACCCGCAAUGAUGAAUAAAAAAAUAAAUUUUAUUUUUACGUUA